AAUACCCUCAACGUUGACACAAUGGAGGUAUACAGCAGCUGCUCACUUUUUGCGAUUGAUAAAGACAAGUUAGGUUGAGCGGACUGACAGACUCUCGCAGUGUUGUGGAUGUGGACCGGCUGGUAGAACUGGUAGAGGUUAAGACGAUGGAAAAUGGCGAUGACAGUGUCCGGUUCCGCCGCCAAACUUUUUCGAAAAUGCCCUCUUUCUCAGACCCGGAUAGCUCGUCAAAUGGCGAGUGCAGUCUGGGGGGACACGACCACCAGUCUAAUGGAGAGAGUCACAUCACUAGUAAAGGGAAACUUGAAGUGGAGCAGGUGAUCAGCAAGAAGCUUCAACUGAAAAGGAAAGCAGAGCAUCUUAAGAGGGAGCUGUUGCGUGAGUUUGACAACCAGGUCAAUGACUUUAUGGACAGUCUUAUCGAGGAAUCGACCACCCUGGAAUCUGCAUCGCUGCCUCCUGUCUUCUCACCCUCUCUGUUAGACAAGAAGAUGAGCAGACUCGGGCAUUUACAACCUCCUCAUAGCCAAGGCAAGCAGUUUGUCAGCCGCAGGUCCCUCCUGGAUGAGUUGCUUGAGGUGAACCACAUCCAGACUAUCUACCACAUGUUUAUUGCUCUGCUCAUUCUCUUUAUCCUCAGUACACUGGUGGUUGAUUUCAUUGAUGAAGGCAGACUGGUGCUGGAUUUUGACCUGCUGGUCUAUGCGUUUGGACAAUUUCCUCUGGUGGUGUGCACGUGGAUCUAUAUGUUCCUGUCUGUUUUAGUGGUUCCCUACACCCUGUUCCACUUGUGGGUGCAGAGUCAGGCUGGCUCUUCCAGUCACCACAGGCUGUACAGUUUUGUCCUAGGUUCCAUGUUUCUUCUCUACCAAGCUUUGGCCCUUGGUUUUCUGCCCACAUAUGUGGCAGUUGUGAACAGUUUUCCACCAGCCUCUUGUUUCAUCAUCAUCCUGGAGCAGGUGAGACUCAUGAUGAAAGCCCACUCCUAUAUAAGGGAGAAUGUACCAAGGGUCCUGGCCUGGGCUAAAGACAAGACCAGCCCAGGCCCAGUGGUCCCUCAAGUUUCUCAGUACCUCUACUUCUUGUUUGCACCCACGCUUAUCUAUAGAGAUAAAUACCCAAGGAACCCAACGAUAAGAUGGGGCUAUGUGGCCUCAAAGUUACUACAGGUACUAGGCUGUCUAUUUUAUGCGUACUAUGUGUUUGUGCGGCUCUGUAUCCCUCAGUUCCGUAGCAUCAGUCUUCAGUUUUUUGACCUGAGGGCAAUGGUGCUCUGUGUCUUUAACUCCAUUUUGCCUGGAGUGUUGAUUCUCUUUCUGGGGUUCUUUGCCUUCCUCCACUGUUGGCUGAAUGCAUUUGCAGAGAUGCUUCGUUUUGCUGACAGAAUGUUUUAUAAGGAUUGGUGGAAUUCAACAUCUUUUGCCAACUACUACCGGACUUGGAAUGUAGUCGUUCAUGACUGGCUGUUUCACUACGUGUAUUGGGACUUCUUGUGGAUAUCCCGGAAGCGCUUCAGACCAGCGGCCAUGCUGUUUGUGUUUACAGUGUCUGCAGUCGUCCACGAGUACAUCCUAGCAAUCUGCUUCGGCUUCUUCUACCCAGUCCUCUUCUGCUUGUUUAUGUGCUUCGGGAUGAUGUUUAACUUCAUCCUCCAUGACCAAAGGAAAGGUCCCAUCUGGAACAUAAUCAUGUGGACAUCACUCUUCUUAGGUCACGGAGUUAUCAUCUGUUUGUACUCUCAGGAGUGGUAUGCCCAGCGCUACUGCACUCUGAAAGAGCCCUCUUUCCUUGAGUUACUACAACCUCGGUCGUGGAGCUGCAAGAGAAGUUUGAUGGCCAACUGACAAGCUGUGACCUGAACCGCAGCUGUGACCCGUCACUAUCACGUUGACCGGCAUUUCAGUUACUGCCCUGACAUUUGGUGUCUAUUUUUUAUUUAUAUUGCACUACUGUCUGCAUUCUGCAAACCAUACUGAUGCCUUACUUUCAUGUCUGCUUCAACCUGGAAGAAAAAAACGCAAUGUUACCAUGA
Dunckerocampus dactyliophorus (ringed pipefish) is the source of this 2032-nucleotide messenger RNA. RefSeq names its product sterol O-acyltransferase 1 (gene soat1). Gene Ontology annotation, cellular component: endoplasmic reticulum membrane. Gene Ontology annotation, biological process: cholesterol efflux; cholesterol metabolic process. The transcript is spliced from 16 exons. NCBI's taxonomy places the organism in Eukaryota, Metazoa, Chordata, Actinopteri, Syngnathiformes, Syngnathidae. Gene Ontology annotation, molecular function: cholesterol O-acyltransferase activity; fatty-acyl-CoA binding; cholesterol binding. The record is from RefSeq and is a predicted model, not a curated record. Bases 147 to 1844 code for a protein of 565 amino acids.